CAGACUUUCUAUAGUCACACGCAAAUUAGGGCUUUCUCGAUUUUUUUUUACCACAGUUGGCGCUGCACUAUAAAAGAAUUUCCUGGUUUGAAAUUGGUCCAGUGUUUAUUGAAACUACUCAGCGUUCACAUGCCGCAAAAUGAGAUUUUACGGAAUCAUUGACCUGAUGAUAUGUCUUAUAUUCGUAACAUGUCUACUAGACUCGUGCCAUGGAAGAGCAUGGAAUAAUGGAGAUAAUGGCCGAAUUCAAGAUGACCACGAUCGCGGAAACGAGGAAGUUGACAGAAACAAAAGGCAACAGGUAGCACCAGUAGGAGUUGUUGGACCUGUACACACUUUUGUAAAGACUGACAGGAAUGCUAACUUUAAAUGGGGCGUAAGACAUGUUGUUGGACAACGAUAUGCGAAGUGAUAGAUUUUGUUGAUGGC
Acanthoscelides obtectus is the source of this 429-nucleotide messenger RNA. NCBI's taxonomy places the organism in Eukaryota, Metazoa, Arthropoda, Insecta, Coleoptera, Chrysomelidae. The record is from the annotation of a GenBank genome assembly.